AUGAAUUUACGUCAGCAGUUAACGCAAUUUUUAACCCUUGCUUAUGUAUUUUCAUCAGCUUUUAUGAUUUGGAAAUCAUUAUCGAUACUAGCAAAUUCUCAUUCACCAAUAGUUGUUGUAUUAUCAGGAUCAAUGGAACCAGCUUUUCAAAGAGGUGAUAUAUUAUUUUUAUGGAAUAGAGACAAACAACAGAAAGUUGGAGAUAUAGUUGUCUACGAAAUAGAAGGUAAAACUAUACCAAUUGUACAUAGAGUUUUAAGAGAACAUCAUAAUCUGGAAAAACAAUUAUUAUUAACAAAAGGUGAUAAUAAUGCAGUAGAUGAUUUAUCAUUAUAUGCUAAGAAACAAUCAUAUCUUAAUCAAAAAAAUGAUUUAGUAGGUACCGUUAAAGGUUAUUUACCAUUUAUUGGUUAUAUUACUAUAUUAAUAAGUGAAAACGUAUAUUUUAAAUUUGGUUUAUUAGGUUUAUUGGGUUUAUCUUCUUUAACAAGUAAUGAAUAA
This is a messenger RNA of Lodderomyces jiufengensis, 501 nucleotides long. RefSeq names its product signal peptidase complex catalytic subunit. The transcript has a single exon. Gene Ontology annotation, cellular component: signal peptidase complex; membrane. Bases 1 to 501 code for a protein of 166 amino acids. The record is from RefSeq and is a predicted model, not a curated record. Gene Ontology annotation, molecular function: serine-type endopeptidase activity. NCBI's taxonomy places the organism in Eukaryota, Fungi, Ascomycota, Pichiomycetes, Serinales, Debaryomycetaceae.